This is a messenger RNA of Paramecium pentaurelia, 763 nucleotides long. NCBI's taxonomy places the organism in Eukaryota, Ciliophora, Oligohymenophorea, Peniculida, Parameciidae. The record is from the annotation of a GenBank genome assembly.
AUGAAUUAUUAUACUACAUUAGAUGGAGGAUCAAAAGUUUAAGAUUUAAUCGAAUAGAUUAGAAAAAUGGAUAACACUAUUUCUGAAGCUGUUAAUUAAAGAAACAUUAAAUUAUAAUCUAAUGAAUCUGUAUAAAUGGUAUUUUGAAAUUACAUUUUCUUAGGUGGAUAGACAACUGGCAACAUAAAUUGAUGCCUUUAAUGAUUCAAUAAAAUAAGCAAGAAUUUUAUUAAAUAAAUCAUCAAAUCUGUAUUAUAUAUAGAUUUAUUAGUUCUCAACAUGAUAUCUAGAAAUCAAAGAUUUUAUUAGAUGAAUUAUAAAAUAAAUCAGAUAAGUUUAAAAAAGCAAUAGAAGUCAAAUAAGUUUUCAAAUUAGUACUUAUUCAUACAUUUUUCAUAUUAAUUAUAGGAUAAUCCAGAAAGAAAAAUAGAUUUUACUUAAAAAUCUAAAGUUGAAAUGGUUUAGAUGCAAAAUUAACUAGUUUCAAAACAAAAUGAAAUAAUAGACAAUAUGAUUGAUACAACAGGAAGAAUGUAAGUUAAUGCGAAACAUGUUAAUUUGGCAUUAGAGGAGGAUAAAAUUAUUUUAAGAAGAUUGAAUGAUAAUGUAAUAGUAAUUGUUACUUUAGGUUGAAUAAGCCACUCAUGAAAUCAAAGUUACUGAUUCUAAUCUUAAAAGUUUAUUAUCAUACACUAAUGAUUGUUGUUUAUGGACAACCAUAAUAAUAGAAUUUAUGAUUUUUGUUUUUCUUGUUAUAUAUUGA